Messenger RNA from Chenopodium quinoa (quinoa), 1327 nucleotides. RefSeq lists its product as uncharacterized. The transcript has 7 exons. NCBI's taxonomy places the organism in Eukaryota, Viridiplantae, Streptophyta, Magnoliopsida, Caryophyllales, Amaranthaceae. The record is from RefSeq and is a predicted model, not a curated record. Bases 49 to 858 code for a protein of 269 amino acids. Gene Ontology annotation, molecular function: protein binding.
UGGGCUGAGACCGACUCCAAUUGUCAUUAGUUCGGAGAAUGAUUGUGAAUGAUCAGAAUUCCAAAUUUCAACAUGCACUCCAAAUCCAUCUCUUCUCUAUCUCCUCUAAAUUCCCCUCCAAAAUCAAAACCCACCAAAACCAUUCCCAAUCACACACUUUCUUGUAAACCCACUGAUCCAUUUUCCUCACCUUCAAAAAACUCCAAUGUUGAGAUAAGGGUGUGCACAAACAGGACUUGCAGAAGGCAAGGGUCUUUGCAAAUUCUUGAAACCGUUUUGGGAAUUUCACCUGCCCAUGUUUCUGUAACUUCCUGUGGUUGUCUCGGCCGCUGCGGUAAUGGUCCUAACCUUGUUGUAUUGUCUCCUGCAGCCAUGAUUAGCCAUUGUGGGACAGCGGCUCGUGCCGCUGAGCUCAUGGUUGAGGUCUGUGGUGGAGGGGGUGAUGAUUUUGAUCUUGGUAAGAGGAGCUUGGAUGCUCUGGCUUUUAGGAAGAGGGGUGAGGUUGAGUUUGAGAAGCAAAACUAUUCUGAAGCUGAAAGUUUAUUCUCUCAGGCUAUAGAAGCUAAACCAAUAGGAGGCAUUCAUAUUACGUACAAGGGCAGGUCUGCUGUAAGGUUGGCAUCAGGCAACUUAAGUGGGGCUCUUGAAGAUGUUAGAGAAGCUCUUGUAUAUGCCCCAUUGUAUGCUGAGGCUUAUAUUUGCCAAGGCGAUAUUUUCAUAGCUAUGGAUCGACUAGAAGAUGCCGAGGAGUCGUAUGCCAUAGCUUUGAACUGUGAUCCUUCUCUCCGUCGUUCAAAAGCUUUUAAGGCUCGACUUCAGAUGCUUCAAGAGAAAAUGACUUCUGUAGCCAUGCCUUGACUAGCCAAGAAUUUUGCUGCAGUGACUGAAGAUGGAUAUUUUCUUUCUUUCAGAAACGCUGACUGAGGUAUAGCUUCCGUAUGCAUAUCAAUGAAGCUGAACUUCUGAAAUACCUAUAAAUUAUCUGGAGUAGUCAUCUGUAAUGAAGCAUGUGAUAGUGUAGCAUGUGCUAAUCCAAGCAGCUCAAUCAAGGACUCAAGCUGCACAGCUAGCAGAUGCAACCGAUCCGAGCUACUGGUUUACUCUAAGCUCCUAUUGGCUUUUAUUAAAUCACACUGCUCAACUGAUUAUAGUUAGUUAUUAUGACUUAUGAUAAGACAAGGACCAAGUUGUGUAACUACUUAUCAGAAAAAGUCUUUUAAGAGAUUAUUACCUCUUUCAUUCCAGGUGUAUAAAUAAUGAUCAUACUUGCUGUAUGCCUGCAUUCAUAAUUCUCAUGCUUAAUAAAUGAGCUUAAUUUCUCUCUGCA